Messenger RNA from Strongyloides ratti, 486 nucleotides. Its product is annotated as Lissencephaly-1 homolog B. Lineage: Eukaryota; Metazoa; Nematoda; Chromadorea; Rhabditida; Strongyloididae. The record is from RefSeq and is a predicted model, not a curated record. Gene Ontology annotation, molecular function: structural constituent of ribosome. Gene Ontology annotation, cellular component: mitochondrial small ribosomal subunit. The transcript is spliced from 2 exons. Gene Ontology annotation, biological process: mitochondrial translation. Bases 1 to 486 code for a protein of 161 amino acids.
AUGUCUUCUAUCAUUAGAUCUGUCAUCCAACAGGAGAUGCUUAUUGGAAAGGUAAUUAAUCUUUCAAAAAUUGGACUUCAACAAGUUCCUUGUGUUCAAGUUCGAUGUCAACAAAAUGAAUUUAAUGAUUAUAUAAAAAAAUAUCAUGUUAAGAGUUAUGAUUAUUGGGCAUUAGAUACUAGUAAAAAAACAAGAAUUGGUGAUACAAUUUUAAUAAAAAGUUUAAGUGAUGGAUUAGAAAAACCUUCUAUAAAUGUUAAUCAUCAAGUAGAUAGAAGAAUUUUUGAAUUUGGUAAUGUUAUCGAUCCUGUAACUGGAAGAAGAGUUAUUGAAAAGAAAUUCUUUGAUGAGAUUGAAUUAGAAAAAGAAGUUGCAAAUGAUGUUAAAGAAGAAUUAGAUGAGGAGCUUCCACAAUAUUUUUGUGCAGAUCGUGAGAUAAAAGAACAAAAGGUAUUUGAAGAACACUCAAAAUCUAAUGAUAAAUAA